This is a messenger RNA of Trichogramma pretiosum, 1537 nucleotides long. RefSeq names its product myb-like protein I. Lineage: Eukaryota; Metazoa; Arthropoda; Insecta; Hymenoptera; Trichogrammatidae. The transcript is spliced from 7 exons. The record is from RefSeq and is a predicted model, not a curated record. The coding region runs from base 214 to 1170 and encodes 318 amino acids.
UAAAGUAUACUUUGUUGACAUUAUAUAGGUGUGAAUCGAAGUUUCAUGUCAUUUGGCACUUUAGUAACCGUUGUACUGCUGGAUUAAUUAUUCUUGGUAAAAAGUAAAAUAUAUCAUCUCAGUUAAAGUUGUAUACUUUAUCACUAAAUAGAGUAAAACAUUUGAGAGAGAGAAAGAGAGAGAGAGUGCCACUCCAUUCAAGAGCAGCGUUAAAUGGGAAAUGUAAUGGAGGACCGUAAGCAUUCGAUAAAUAACGUGACUCCGCUGUCGUUGGGUACUCUCGGAGGCUUCGUCAAAAGAAAAUUGUGGAAUCCCCUGAUCGAGCAUACAACUUCGACACCGUUGAAUUAUCCAGCAAUUCAACAGCGGGAUAGACUCCAAGUUUCCGGUUACAGUAGUUUUGAACUAACAGAGUCACCGAUUUUUUCAUCUCCUGCAACUAAUGGGCGAAAAAUACCUAUGUUGAGAGAUAAUUUAAAUAAAUCUAAGCUCACAUUGUCUCUCGAUGAAACGGAACUGAGCCAAAACAAUGAUGCCAACAACAAUAAUGAAAACAAUUGUAUUUAUGGCACCAAUAAUAACAAUUGUAAUAAGGAUUCUUACAUAAAUAAGGAAAUAAAUAUAAACAAGAUUGAAUCAUCAAAUGAUUUCAGUUCCAGCAGCAUGGAUUCACUACUAAAGAAGCAAUUCAACCAUUGUGAGAAACAAAAAUCGAGUCCAAAAUUUUUGAAGACUUUGAAUGAAAAAAAAAUUCGUAAUACUGGGGUCAACCUGCCGAUUAAAAAAUCUUAUGUGAAAAAGCAAAAAACCACGAAUGGAAAUACUAAAAAGCAAGGAAGUAAAUUAACUGCUUCACAAAACAGCGAUCGUCCGACGUUGUUACGGCGAACCGUAAAAUCACCAAAGUUACAAACGGCCGAAAGAGCAAUGAUAAAGCAGCAACGAGAAAAGGAAAAACAAGAAAAAAGCAAUAAACAAGAAGAUUUGAAAAUACAGCAACUUCGCGAGGAAGAACAUAAAAAAGAGGAAGAAAUGAAAAACAUACGACAACAAACUUUGUUUCGAGCUCAUCCAAUACGAAAAUAUGCACCUUUACCAAAAGUGAAAAAACGUCCGUUAACUGAACCAGUAACACCAUUUGUGUGCAAAAGAAAACGCUUUGAAGUUUAAGGGAUUUUUCGAAUGUACAUUCGUAUGCAAGAAUGACUGGCCUUCAUCGUUUGAAUGAGUGAGAGUAAACUCUGAUGGGCUGCAUCGCAAACAAAUAAAAAAAAAAAAAUUUAUUUAUUGUUUACAAGUUACGGAUGGUAAAGUUUGUGUUUGUCUUUAAAUUAUAAAAUCGGUACAGUUGAGUUGAUUAAUACAUAAUUCAGAUACUUUUUAUUCUCGUCAACAUUCAACUUGAUUCCACGACGUUAAAUUUUUUUUUUGAAACCUUCUAUAUGCAGACAAAUUUGAGGCUUAUUUUCAAGUUUUCAAUGUGAAAAUAACCAAUGUUAUUAUUAAACCAAAUUAUUUAAUCAAUUAAAGAUUUAAA